Paramisgurnus dabryanus is the source of this 1448-nucleotide messenger RNA. RefSeq names its product DNA fragmentation factor, alpha polypeptide (gene dffa). The record is from RefSeq and is a predicted model, not a curated record. Gene Ontology annotation, biological process: apoptotic process; regulation of apoptotic process. Lineage: Eukaryota; Metazoa; Chordata; Actinopteri; Cypriniformes; Cobitidae.
UAACAUCUACAAACAACGAAAAGACACAAAAUGCUAUAAUGACAGAAUUGAAAGCAUGUAAAGUGUGUGACGUCGGGCGGCAGAACUGUUACGGGAUAGCGGUAACUUCUCUGGUUCAGCUCAAAUUUAAAGGUGCUGAAGCUUUGGGGAUCAGUGCCAGUGCAUCAGUUUCAGUGGUGUUAGAAGAUGAUGGGACCAUUAUAGAAGAUGAAGAUUACUUUCAGUGUCUGCCAGCAAAUACAAAAUUCAUGCUAUUGAAUUACAAAGAAACAUGGACACCUGCCCUGCAAGGGACAGGACACCCUAACAGAGAUGAUGUGGAGGUAGAUGGACAUGAUGACGUUGAUGGGGCCGAAUCCUGGCAUAGUGUGGCAGAGCUUCUCAGGCAAAACUUGGCCAACAUUAUCCUCAUGUCUGAGGCAGAUCUACAGAGUUUGAUUGGCGUGCCAUGUUCAGAGCUGGCUGCAGCACUGGGCUUUUCACAGCAGAAAACUCGUGUCUUACAGGACACACUGCAGACAGUAGUGGACCGCAGGGAGGAGGAGAGACAGUCCAAAGAAAUACUGCAACUUUAUCUGAAAGCUACAGAGCAAGAAGGCAGUAGAAACCCACAGGAUGAAUGUGCUAAACUAGAUGAAACAGAUGGGGUGCAGGUGGAGGCCACAGCAGGGUUCAGCUCCAAAACGCUUAUGGUUCUAAAGGACAAAACACACCCCGAGACCAGACUCUCCAAUGAAGAGCUACAGAUGGUGGUGAAACAGGGACUGGAGGUUAUGGAGAAGGUGUUGGGCUGGGACAAAGAAAAGACUGCAGUGCUGGUGCAAGCUUGUGAAGCUGAGAUUAGUAAGCGUCUACGGCAGGUUCAGGCUCUGCAGUCCCUCCAUUCUCAAAGUCGCUCCACAAACAUAAGUUCACAACCACAGACUGAGAGAGAGACUCGAGCCAAACGCAGCAAAAAAACAGUCUGAAACAACAUGCAAGACAUUUUCUAUAUUGAUGGAUCUAACAGCACAAUUUAAAGAGAAAUAAAGAUCAACAUACACAUUUCAAAUUUUUUAUUAGUGAUUAUUUCUGUAGAACUCCAUAAUCCUCAGUGAACAUGUGUUUGAUGUUAUAAAGAUAUGGUUAUUUAACAGAUUUAGUUAUCGACAAGCAUGAUUAUAUUUCAAAUAGAAAGGAAUGCCUAUUAUUGAUCUGUAUUCAAUUUCAUGUUUCUCAUUGAUAGAAGUGGUCCAUUAACCCAUCCUUAUGUUGUUUGGAAGAAAACAAAACCGUUUGAAUAUAAAUGUCUGUAUCCAAUGUUUCAGUGUUAGAGCAAAACAUUGUAUUCAAUAAAGCAUUGAUGAUAUUGCUCGGGAAAGGAGUGUGUUAUUGUUUUCUGUUUUUUUCCAAGGUUCACCGACUGUCAAAUUUGAAAUGUUAACGGUUUACAGAACUUAAUAAAAAAA